Messenger RNA from Argiope bruennichi, 1910 nucleotides. RefSeq lists its product as uncharacterized. NCBI's taxonomy places the organism in Eukaryota, Metazoa, Arthropoda, Arachnida, Araneae, Araneidae. The transcript is spliced from 10 exons. The record is from RefSeq and is a predicted model, not a curated record. The coding region runs from base 66 to 1466 and encodes 466 amino acids. Gene Ontology annotation, biological process: regulation of DNA-templated transcription. Gene Ontology annotation, molecular function: protein binding.
CGAGUUCUCUACCGUAGAGAUAGAUUUUAGUUCUUUUGUUGCUGUAAAACGGUUGCACUUGUGCGAUGAAGUAUUUUAAUCAGAACAACAAAAUGGUUCUUAGAAGAAGGGUGAGCUGUAUUUAUCAAGCCCUUCCCCCGCAAAAAUUCAUAAGGCAUGAUGCUUCUAAUUCGGAGGAUUAUUUUUAUGGUGGUGUAUUGGCAGAUGCUGCUGUUUGGCAGCCUGGACUGAAUAAAGAAAUGGUUAGCAGAAAGAAAAUUUUGUCUCGAUCUCGUGACGGUCUUAAUACAGACUUCAGUCAGGAAGAGGAAGACGAUGUUUGGUUUCAAAAGGAUAGACUUUUCAAGGAUCAUAUUCAAGAAGUGUUAAAUAAAUGGAAACAAAUUGAUGAUGAAAUUUGGGCCAAGAUAAUUGUCAUGGAAAGGAACCGUCGAGUUGCUAAAGCUUAUGCCAGGGCUCCAGUAUUGACAAUAAAUGGCUCUGAUGAUGGAUUUGACGGAUACAGAAUUGGUCUCUGUGGAUUUGAUAAUCCGAUGCGAGAUGCAAAAACUGAAGAAAUCAAGAAGCAUAUUGGACAUGGUGUGAAGAUAAAGAUGGACGACUCCGGAAAUAUAAUGGUGAAAAGAAUAAGCAAGUCAAAUGUCUAUAUUAAAGAAGUGAAGACAGAAGAAAAUAGCAUAGCAAACGAUAUUGUCAUGGCUGGCGGGUUAUUGGAAAUAGAAAAACCUGUCAAAAUGUUUGACAUGAAGAAAUUCGCUUCCAAUGUGAAUAGAGAACUUAAGAAAGCUUAUCCAGACAGAAGAAAAUUGGAAAGCCAGUGCAUAUCUGCCAUUUGCUUUGUUAAAGACUGUCCAGAACUAUUAGAUUGUUCCUGUUGGGUGAUGGUUAUCAACGUAGUUGCCUUAGAUAUGUUAAGAUCAAAAUUGCCUCCUGUUUCAAAGCGGGCAAGUAUUGAGAAAAUAACUGACCGUCGUCAGAUGCCUCUUCCAACUGAGGAAGAUCCUUAUAGUGUUUUAAAUUCAAGUGAUGGAGCUUCUCAAAGAAUGUCGGAUACUCUGAAGGAGUGUAAACCUCCAAAACUUCCACCUAGAGACUUAAACAGAGUGCCUGUUCCUGUGCCCGACUAUGAUGACUGGAAACGUGAGAAACCCGUGCACAGCAUGCAUCGGCAGUCCGGAGUCAAAGAUGAUCCGUACUACUGCGGCAUGAAAGCUAGGGUUCCCAAUUUUGGAAAGAAAACAUCUACUCAAACUGCUCAACAUCCACUUAAUCCAGUUCCUGUGCGAAAGAGUCAUAGUUCAGGAUAUUUAAGUCUUCUUAGGCAAAGUGAUAAGUCGUCUUCCUAUGAUUCAGGGAGAGAAUCUGAGCCAUUUACCGAUGACGAAUAUUCAAAGCUGUAUGGAAGAAUGAGAACAUUGACUAGUCCUGCAUCUCCAGGUGUUCUGUACGUGGGAGAGUGGGAAUAAACGGUUUUCUUGUUUCAAGAUUUUGAAUUUUGAGCAUCUGAAGACGCAGAUUCCUGGUGAACACUAAGAAAUUGAUGUGAUCUUUUUAUUCUAAACUGACGAACUCGGAUUUGAUAUUGAAAUUUGAGUUUAUAAAAUAUGAAUACACCCUAAUCCUUCCGAAAUUUUGUGUGUACUGUGAAUACAGCAACUAAGACUUCUGCGAAGUGCCCAGACGUAGUAUUUAAACUGAAACGGUUGUGAUGGACCCAGCCAACUGCGAGAAAUUAGACUUGAAGCUUCUAAAUGAGCUUGCCAAUUGUGCCAUUUGUAGGAAAGUUUGAAUUCCCAGAAGUGGGAAUGUAAAUAGGUGGCUUGUACCAUCACGAAAUAGAACAUGAUCGAUUUGUAGUGCUUAUUUUAAUUUUCAAGAAUGUAUUUUAAAAUAAAGCUCUUUUAAAUCUG